AUGGUCCGCAGUCUCGCGUUCCUUCAGUUGCGAAACUCUGGUGGGAACGCCGGUGUUGGGGGUGGUCCCCGGAUGCAGGAUAAAGACGGCGCCCCAUUCACCACCGACAAAACAACUCCCUUUCACCCGUACUACUUCAUCCAUUCAUUGCGCCUGCGGCAGCAAGUAGGGGAGAAGGACAACGGCAUCAAGGACGGCAAGGACAGGACAGGGGCAACACAGGAUGAGUAUGGAAAGGAGAAGGGUGAAGGGACGACGAGUGUGGACAUGACAGCACGCCCGACGUCCUGUAGCCGGUGGUCCACAUCCAACCUCCAGCGCAGUGUACCAUCGCCACCGUCGCCACUGUCGUCCACCAUCGCCACCGUCGCCACUGUCGUCCACCAUCGCCACCAUCGCCACCGUUGCCACCGCCGUCCACCAUCGCCACCAUCGCCACCGUCGUCCACCAUCGCCACCGUCGCCACCGCCGUCCACCAUCGCCACCAUCGCCACCGUCGUCCACCAUCGCCACCGUUGCCACCGCCGUCCACCAUCGCCACCAUCGCCACCGUCGUCCACCAUCGCCACCGUCGCCACUGUCGUCCACCAUCGCCACCGUCGUCCCCCAUCGCCACCGUCGUUCACAAUCGCCACCAUCACCACCGUCAUCCACCAUCGCCACCGUCAUCCACAAUCGCCACCAUCGCCACCGUCAUCCACCAUCGCCACCGUCGUCUCCCAUCGCCACCGUCAUCCACAAUCGCCACCAUCGCCACCGUCAUCCACCAUCACCACCGUCGUCCCCCAUCGCCACCGUCGUCCCCCAUCGCCACCGUCGUCCCCCAUCGCCACCGUCGUCCACAAUCGCCACCAUCGCCACCGUCAUCCACCAUCGCCACCGUCGUCCACAAUCGCCACUGUCGUCCACCAUCGCCACCGUCACCACUGUCGUCCACCAUCGCCACCAUCGCCACCGUCAUCCACCAUCGCCACCAUCGCCACCUCGCCACCAUCGCCACUGUCGUCCACCAUCGCCACCGUCACCACUGUCGUCCACCAUCGCCACCAUCGCCACCGUCGUCCACCAUCGCCACCAUCGUCCACCAUCGCUACCGUCGUCCACCAUCGCCACCAUCUUCUACCGCUCAACUAUCAAAGCUUAUUUAA
Macrosteles quadrilineatus (aster leafhopper) is the source of this 1149-nucleotide messenger RNA. RefSeq lists its product as uncharacterized. Bases 1 to 1149 code for a protein of 382 amino acids. The record is from RefSeq and is a predicted model, not a curated record. NCBI's taxonomy places the organism in Eukaryota, Metazoa, Arthropoda, Insecta, Hemiptera, Cicadellidae. The transcript has 3 exons.